GGAACGUCAAUCAAGCUAACCUGAAGGCAGCUUGUAACCUUACGCCGACUUGCGCAAUGCGCAUGUCUCACAACGGACGGUGUCCUAAGCAAGAUUGUUGAAAACAUCUAAUAUUGUUCUCUUGUCGUCUACAUUCUGUGUUGAUGAUACCUAAAUUGGCCUCGGGUCACCUGCUGAUCACCCGCUUGGGCCGUUGUUUCAACAUCUUGCCUGGCCUCCUCUGACCGUCCACUGCUUUUCAUGCGCUACGGUCAAACCUAGCGGUAGCCCUAUGGCUUCCCAUUCGAACCCCUUAAGAUCUGUACGCUCUUUUCAGGUCGAGCGUUCUACAUCUCCUGAGCCAACGAUUCGCCCAAAGAGAGCCAGCACCAUCGAGAAUGGACCGCCUCCUGCAAGAAUGUCGGCCCUCCGAACGGCGUCUGGGACUGCGGUGAGGCAAGGAACCGAGGACCAUGUGCCCGACACCUUCGUCAGCAGCAGAAUCAGCGAGGAGAUAAUAGAGCCCCCGAGGGCCUCGGUUGACUUGGACGAUCUCCCCAUCGAACUCAUCAGCCUGACGGAUCGCUUCAUCGACUCGCUGUCGGCCAAAGUGCAUCCCAGCCCACCCAACAUCAACAAGCUUUCUCGUAUGUUCCAGGAAUUUUAUGCUACGGCUUCAACACAUAUUCAAACACACGUCGAUGCUCUGGCCACCCGCCAGAGACGUGAAGACGCCCCCUCCCUCUCAACCCGUGCUUCCGCUGCAAACCUGCUGCGUGGGAAGGCUGCGUCGCUGAGCACCAAGGAUAAAGCGAAAUCCAAAACCGCGCUGGUCAAGCGAGACUCGGAGCAACAAUUAUUGACGCCCGAGGAAUACGCAGCGCGGAAGAAGGCCCGGCGCGCGCUGGAACAGAAGAAGUCGUUACUGGAGGAGGCGGUGGAGCGGAGGUUAUGCGAAGGUGUCUACAACAAGAUCUACCGCCACCGGAGCACGCAGGACGAGGCGCAGGACGCCAAGCUCCGAUCCAAAACCGCCGCUCUCUCGGUAGUCGGCAUCGGCCCGGUGGAUCUAGGAGUCGAGCUCGGCACGGUCGACAAUGCCCCAGAAGCCGCCGCGACCGAGAAGCAGGAGGAGGUCAAGGCCUGGCUGGAGCCCGCGAGGAAAGAGCUGGUGUUGAUGAGCCAGUCAAGGUAUCCCCUGGGAAAGUUGAACCAUCUUAAAGCGGCCCACAAAAGCAUUAUUGACACGCUCUCGCACUUUCACCCCUCUUCUUCGGCCGACGAGCUCAUGCCCAUGCUCAUCUACACUCUCAUCACGCUCCCGCCUGAAAAUUUGAAUGCUAUCAGCGACGUGAACUUCAUCCAGCGCUUCCGCUGGGAGCAGAAGCUCUUUGGCGAAGCCGCCUACUGCCUCACCAACCUCGAAGCUACCAUCAGCUUCCUCGAAACGGUCGACCUCUCCACCCUUCGUGCCGACGAGACUCCCACCGGGCCACUCAAAGGAUCAGACUCCUCGCCGAAUCCGAAGGGCGACACCUUCCCCCCUGCCUUCUCGCCCAUGUCUCCCGGCCCAGCAACCCUGAGUCCCGACCCCUCGACAGACACGGCAUCAUCCAGGCUCAACGCAGGCCUCAAACAGUCUCCCGCUUCUCCCUCCCCCGCCGGCUUGCGCGCAACGGCCAAUGCCCAGCUCCGCGGCCCGCGUCGUCUUAGCGACCUGGUCCGCAAUACCCCUACCCCAGCACAAGCCCUCAACGCGGCCUCGGACGCAGUCAUCAACACAGCCGAUCAGGGACUCAAAACGAUUGGCACCUCGCUCGGUGACAGCUACAAGUUCCUCCUCGGCAAACUGCGCGAGCGCGCCCCGGACGUUUUUCUUACUAAAGAGGAAGACGGCAGCGGUGGCCAAGUGAUUGUCCCGAAAACUCUCGACGACGCCCGCAAACUCAUCGGCACGCCACCACCGCUCGGCGGCCUCGACGACGAACCUCCCGCCUCUAGUACACAUCUCCCGGGUCUCUCCCUACGCAGUCCCUCGCCAGAAGAAGAACCCGAACAGCGCCCGCCGCUGUUCAGCUUCAUUUCCACCACGACGCGCAAGGUCUCGCGCGAUCAUAGUGCUGAUUCGGCGCGCAGCGCCUCGUCGUCGUCUCGCAGGGGCGGUGGCGGCGGAGAGGAGGCGCAGCAGAGGAAGGGUUCCGAAAAUAGUGUUGGUGGGAGCGAGCGGGCGAGCGCAACGCAGGUUACCGCCACGGGGGCGUCGCUCGUGAUAUCAACCCCGCCCAUCAUGGAUUCGGUGCGGAACCUGGGGAAUUCGCUGAAUCCCAUGGCCAGGCUGUCGGCGGGGAUUGGGGGCCUCCGGGGGUUUGGGCGGUCGAGUGCCGCUGCCGCUGCUGCUGCUGGGGCGGGCUCGGGCAGGGCGCCGACGCCGCCGGCGAAGGAUAGAGAUGGGACGGGAAGGACAGUGACGGGGGUUGACGGGGGGGAUUUGGCUGCGGCCUUCCCGGACCUCGCCGUCGUCCUCCCGCCUCGCGAACACCCCAAGAUCUCCCCGCCUAACCAACGCUUCAUGGAGCUGCAGAACGCCGCUGACCUCAAGCUUGGCGAGGUUUUUGAACUGCUGAGGGAAUAUAAGCGGCUUGCCGGCGCGCUGAGGGAGAUGGAUGCUUUCAAGGAGUAGGAUGUUGUGUCUCGUGUAAGGUCUUCACUUUGGUUAUUUGCUUGAUCCAGCGUCAGCCUGGCAAGGGAUAGAGGAGUUGUUUUCUUUUGGCUUGGCUGGGUGCAUACAUGGGUUGGUUCAUCUUUCCAUCUUCCACUGGAAUGGCGACGGCGGAGGCCAGAUGGUGCGGGUGUAUCCUGUAGAUUUGGGUUGGAUAGAC
Molecule: messenger RNA, 2858 nt
Organism: Parathielavia appendiculata
Lineage: Eukaryota; Fungi; Ascomycota; Sordariomycetes; Sordariales; Chaetomiaceae
Exons: 4
Coding region: 272-2659 (795 amino acids)
Biological process (GO): vesicle-mediated transport
Cellular component (GO): endocytic vesicle; cytosol
Molecular function (GO): guanyl-nucleotide exchange factor activity; small GTPase binding
Source: RefSeq, a predicted model, not a curated record